This is a messenger RNA of Patiria miniata (bat star), 1732 nucleotides long. Its product is annotated as monocarboxylate transporter 12-like. Bases 1 to 1593 code for a protein of 530 amino acids. Lineage: Eukaryota; Metazoa; Echinodermata; Asteroidea; Valvatida; Asterinidae. The transcript is spliced from 5 exons. Gene Ontology annotation, biological process: monocarboxylic acid transport; transmembrane transport. The record is from RefSeq and is a predicted model, not a curated record. Gene Ontology annotation, molecular function: monocarboxylic acid transmembrane transporter activity; nucleic acid binding.
AUGGAAUCCUGCAUAUUCGCACAGUCGCCAUAUCACCCAGCAUCAAACGGAUUAGCUGAGCGUGCAGUCCGUACCUUCAAGCACGCUAUGAGGCGAAUGGACACAGGGGCAGUUGAAACUAGGGUUGCCAGAUUCCUGUUUCACUACAGAAUUACUCCGCACACUUCGACAGGUCUGUCUCCUGCGGAAAUGCUGAUGGGUCGACGCUUACGCUCCCACCUUGAUCAGCUUCGCGCUGAUGUAGCUCAGCGUGUCAUCAAACAACAGGAAAAACAGAAACACCAUCACAACAAGCACGCCAAGACACGUGUGUUUGGGAUUGGUGACACACGACCAACGACCGGCCAGAACCACAAGCACCGGCCGAACCUGAACCGCAACCUGUUCCACCAGCUGACAGGAAAUGCCCAGAUCGUAUCAGGAGUGCACCUGACCGCUAUGGCUUCACAAACACUUAAUCUGCGUCUCUUUGCUAGGCCACUCGAGGUCAUGUUUGGUACUCGCACGGUGGUGACGGUCAGCGGUUUCAUCCUUGGUGUGUCUAUGAUCAUCGCUUCUUUUGCCACUAGUAUUGUCAUGUUGACAUCAAUACUAGCACUGGCAGCUGGACCUGCUUUAAGUGUCGUCCAGAUUCUGACAAGGGCGCUAGUCGGACGCUGUUUUACGACAAACUAUGGCAUGGCGGUAGGAAUAGGGACAUCAGGAGGUGCAGUAGGCGCGAUCACCGUUGGGCCUUUUACCCAACUGUUGCUGGAUACGUACGGCUGGAGAGAGGCUUUGCUUAUUCUUGGAGGGUUGACCAUGCAUCUCGGAGUGUGUGGCGCCCUCUUGCGUUCAGCGUCGACUGAUGAAACAAAUGACAGCUAUCAGCCGGUGAGCACCGGCGCCAAUGAGGAACCACAAGUCGGCUCAUCAAGUGCCGAGAAGAAAGGCAAGUUGAAGCAGUCAUCACGACUUGGCGCCUUCAAAGACGCCCUCGGUGCGCAGAUAAAACAUUUCGGAUUUUCGGUUUGUUUCAAGUACUCAUUUUGGAUCACAGCAGUCCCCUUCAUAUGCAGCCGCUUUGUGGGUGAUCAAUGGAUGAUCUAUUACGUCUCCCAAGCCGAAGCCAAAGGCUUCUCUCCGCACGACGCUGUGACAUUCACCACAGCUGGAGGGGUCGGUAACGUCGUUUCCAAGAUUUUGCUUGGUGUUAUCGUCGAUAAAGGUUUGUUAAAAUUGAGACCGGUGAUCGCACUGAUGAUCACACUGAGUUCCUCGGUUUUCCUGAUAACUCCCUGGAUAAACUCUUAUUGGUUGAUGAUGGUCACUGCAGUUAUCUAUUGUAGCGGUCACGGAUCAAUUGCUUCACUGAAUGAUAUGUACACCAGGGAGCUGAUUGGAACCGAUCUCUUGGCGUGUGCUUUCGCCUGGAUGGAGCUGGUGACGGCCAUUUUUAGUUUCAGCCUUGGAUUCUUUCCAGGUUGGAUGUACGACCAGACUGGCAGUUUUGAUUGGGCCUUUUCCAUCAUGGGAUGCAUUUCAGCUCUAUCGUUGAUGGCGCUGUUGAUGGAAUGGGUCCAAGCGAGAUGCAAGUCCAAGCAGAAGGCUUGAGUACCCCUAAUUAAACUACAAGAAUGCUGACGAGUGACAUGAAAAAAAGGUUAUAGAAUGGAUCAUGUACCCUUUCAUUGCAAUCUGAUGAUUGUGGACGAUAGUCUUAAUUUUAAAAACAAUCACAUGACCGCGAAUA